GUUUAGAAACCUCUCAGAAGCCAACACAGCUGGCAAGAGGACAACAAAUAUGCCGCGGAAACUGAGAUCCACAAGCUCUGGUGACAAACCAUCAGUUGUCAGGAAGCAUGAUGACCCCACAAGUACAUCUCAAGAGGCUGGUGGUGCACCAUCAUCAAGAAGCUACAGUAGUGAACCAGGCCCAUCUAUAUCUCGACAAACUGAUGCUGCACGUUUAAGAAGAGGGAGCAACUACUCCCAUACAGGAGAUGGCAAAUCACAGACUAGGUCUUUUCUGGAUCUCCUUGAUGAAAGUGACUUCAGUGAGAGUGAUGAUGACUGGCUACCCGAGGCAGUGACGUCAUCUGGGAGACUAAUUGGAGUUGAAGAAGCUGUCACUUCUCGGACUCGGAUUCUGAAGAGGAUCUCCAGGAGAUAUCUGUAUCUUCAACUGCUGGGAGCCAAGAAGAUUGUUUUACCUACGAAAUAA
Messenger RNA from Penaeus vannamei (Pacific white shrimp), 469 nucleotides. RefSeq lists its product as uncharacterized. The record is from RefSeq and is a predicted model, not a curated record. Lineage: Eukaryota; Metazoa; Arthropoda; Malacostraca; Decapoda; Penaeidae.